Messenger RNA from Serpula lacrymans var. lacrymans S7.9, 1668 nucleotides. RefSeq lists its product as uncharacterized. The transcript is spliced from 4 exons. Bases 1 to 1668 code for a protein of 555 amino acids. NCBI's taxonomy places the organism in Eukaryota, Fungi, Basidiomycota, Agaricomycetes, Boletales, Serpulaceae. The record is from RefSeq and is a predicted model, not a curated record.
AUGUACGGGAGAGGCGCGAGAGCACAGGGAGGUGCGGGAGGAGCUGACAGUGAAAAAUUUAAAUUCAUUCCACAACAAAGUCCAAAACCAAUAAAUCAGCCCCAUCCACCUCCUAAGAUGCACACAUCAAAACGCACCAGAUCAGCAAGCCCGCUCCACAGCACACCCACCGUCACCUCCCUCCUCCCCUCCAGCCUCACGCUCCUCGCAUCCGCGAACCCAAACUCGUCUCCCUCCCCCUCGCCCCCUUUCCCGUCCUUCCCGUCACCCCCCCCAUACCCCGGCGCACCGCUCGGCGGGAAGAACCGCGGCGGGGCGAAGGGCGUCCCGUGGUGGGCGCCGUGCGAGGCGAACGCGGACGAGGAACCCACCGUCCCGCCUGCGCGAGUGAACAGGCCCUCGAGCGCCGACGCGCCGACGUGUGGCGCAGACGCAGACGCAGCUGAUGAUGAAGGGGAGGAGGCAGAGGCAGAGGCGGCAGAGGUGCGCGAGGAGGAGAGGAAGGAGGACAUCCAGCUCGCGGACAGCUUCGAGAACGUAUUGUGCGGGCUCGCCUGCGCACCCGUCGCCGCGCUCGCGCUCGCGUGCGGAGGGGGAGAUGUAGACGGCGGGGGAGGGGACGUUGACGUCGUGGGCGUGGACAGCCGGGACUGGCUCGGACGCGCGACGCGGGGGAAGGACGGGUGCAAAGGCGAAGGCGACGCCGCCCUUCGUCGUCGUACCUCCUCCCCCCCGCCCAACCCCGCGCUGCCAGCCCCAUCUCCGCGCAUUCGGCCUGAUUCCGCGUCUCCCGCCUCGCCCUGUCCCUCCCCUUGCGCCGCUGCCGUUGCCGUUGCUUGCGAUAGUCCUGCUGCUGCUGGAGGCGCAGGCGGGGGCGGGGACGACGCGGCCGCGCCGCGCACCCAAUACAUCGGAUCGUCCUCAUGCUCCAACAGCUCCUCCAGCACCCCCCGCCUGUUCUCCGCCGCCCGCCUCGCGUGGCCCGUGAAGGCGUCGAAGAAGUCGAGGCUGGAGCGUUUGUGGAGGGCGGGGGAGGUGGCGGUAUCGUCGUCGUCGUCAACCGCGAACCCCCCAAACCCCUCCCCCGUCGCAGACGCGAACCCCACCGACAACGGGUCCUGGGACGGCGGCACCGACACAAACGCGCCAAACUCCGAGUCUGCAGAGCCCGCCGGCGUGCGCUGGUGCUGUCUCGCGCGGGAGUGGGAGCGCGCAUGCGAGGGCGGGGGGAGGGGGAUGCUCGGCGGGGGCGGGGCGAAGAUGGAGGCGUGGGGUGGUGCGGCUGGCGCCGACGUGGACGUGAAAGGGGAAGCGGACCUGAAAAGGGCGGGCGAUGACGAGCGGGAAUGGGGGUGGGGGUGGGACGGGGACGGCGCGAAGAGCGUGGCGAAGCGGUCGAUGUCGGCGUCCGAGAGGGGGUUGGGAGGCCUUUUGGGAGGCAUCGAUGAGGGUUCUGCUUUACGCCCCUGUCCCUGUCCCUGUCCUUGCGAUCUGAACGGCGUCUUCGACACCGAGAGCGGGGGCGCGUUCGGAUUCGGGAACGGGGGAGACUGGGGACGAGAGGGCGGUGGCGUUUGGGCUGCGGGAAGGGGGAUGAGAGGGGGGAUGGAGUCCAUGGUGGGCAGAGACAUGCAGGACACGCAGGAUAUCUCUCAGACUUUACUGUAA